Messenger RNA from Monoraphidium neglectum, 1662 nucleotides. Its product is annotated as Sugar transport protein 5. Gene Ontology annotation, biological process: transmembrane transport. The coding region runs from base 1 to 1662 and encodes 553 amino acids. Lineage: Eukaryota; Viridiplantae; Chlorophyta; Chlorophyceae; Sphaeropleales; Selenastraceae. Gene Ontology annotation, cellular component: membrane. The transcript is spliced from 7 exons. The record is from RefSeq and is a predicted model, not a curated record. Gene Ontology annotation, molecular function: carbohydrate transmembrane transporter activity.
AUGGGAGUGUCUGGCGACAAUGUUGCUUCGGUCGGCGACUGCAGCACCAGCAGCAGCACGAGCGGGGCGUCAAAUUGGAGCGGCUUCAACGCGGCGCUGGGGCGCGCCAGCGCCGCGGCCUGCCUAUGCAGCCUGACAACUGGCUGGACCUUUGGCAUAUGGGGCGGCCUGACAGCCAUGCCCGCAUUUGCGGCCGCCUUCUUUCCACGCAGCACCGCCGGCGGCGGCAGCGGCAGCAGCAGCAGCGGCGGCAGCGGCGCCGCGUACUGCAUGUUUGAGGACCCCCUGCUGUCCUUGGGGAACAGCAUCAUAUACCUCACAGCACUGCCCGCGCUCGCCGCCGCCGCGCGGCUGACGCACGCGCGCGGCCGCAAGCCGACGAUGUGGGGGAUCGCCGCGCUGCAGAUCGCGGGCGCGGCGGCGGGCGCGGCAGCGCCGAACCUGGCGUCGGUGUUUGUGUCGCGCGCGCUCCUGGGCGCCGCGAUGGGCUGCAGCUUCCAAGCGCCCACCAUGCUGCUGUCAGAGGUCCUGCCGCGCCACCUGCGUGGCGCCGGCAUGUACACAUACAACCUGUUCAUGCUGCUGGGCUUCCUGAUAUCGGCGGUCGCAAACCAAGCGCUGCACGUGCUGCCAUGGGGCUGGCGCCUGAGCGUCGGCCUCAUGGCUGCGCCUGGGCUGGCGCUUGCUGCUCUGCUGCCGUGGGUAGCGGAGAGCCCGCAGGCCAUGCUGCAGCGAGGGGACGAGGAGGGAGCGGAGCAGGCACUCGUGACCCUGCGGCCCCCGGGCUCAGACAUAUCGUCAGAGCUCUCCCAAAUCCGCGCCGCAGCCGCGCGCGCCGCGGCCCUCGCGGGCGGCCGGCAGCGCGCCAAGGCAAUGCUAUGCGACCACCACCCCGAGCUGGCGGCGUCGGUGCUGUACCCCUUGGUGCUGAUCUUGACGGGGUUGACCGUGCUGUCCAGCUGGACACCCAACCUGCUGCUCGCCUUGGGCGCUGACCCGGGGUUUGCGCUGAAGGGCAACACCAUCAUGAUGGCCGCCGGCCUCGCCGCGGCAAUACCGACCGUGAUUGUCGUCGAGCGCACCGGCCGCCGCACCCUGCUUGCUGCUGGCGGCGCCGUCAUCACCGCCUCCAUGGCCAUCCUGGCAGCUCUGCUUGCGGUGUACCUGCCGGCCAGCUCUGACAGCACCACCGCAUCUGGCCAGCCGUUGCAGCAGCAACAGCAGCGGCAGCCGCCGGCCGCGCUGCUGCCGGUGGCGGUGGUGCUGCUGUGCAUCAACAGGAUCGCAAUGUCGAUCACGCUGCAGCCGCUUGCCGCGACAGUGCCUGCGGAGGUCCAGCCGCUGCAGCUGCGCAGCGACUUCUCGAGCCUGACCACUGGCGUCCGCAAUCUUUCGGGCUUCUUCGUGACCCAGUUUGCGCUGCCGUUGCUGUGCGCCGCGCAUUGGGGCUUGUUCCUUGUGUUCGGCGGCUGCGCCGCAGUGGGCUCGCUCGCACUGUGGCUGCUGGUGCCGGAGACCCGAGGGCUGCCCCUGGAAGACGUGUACCACUCGUGGCACGACCACUGGCUGUGGGGCCGCCACCGCUGCGUGCGGGAGCGCGCACGCGUGGACGCCGCGGUCCCUGGGACGCUCGAGGCGGAGAAGGGUUCGGACACAGUGUGA